Messenger RNA from Aptenodytes forsteri (emperor penguin), 889 nucleotides. Its product is annotated as glycoprotein-N-acetylgalactosamine 3-beta-galactosyltransferase 1-A. Gene Ontology annotation, cellular component: membrane. The record is from RefSeq and is a predicted model, not a curated record. Gene Ontology annotation, molecular function: N-acetylgalactosaminide beta-1,3-galactosyltransferase activity. The transcript has 2 exons. Lineage: Eukaryota; Metazoa; Chordata; Aves; Sphenisciformes; Spheniscidae. Bases 125 to 889 code for a protein of 254 amino acids.
CGAUGACCCCCCCGGGGCAUCCCAUUCCCCAGCGCUCUACGGCGUGGCCCCGCCAGGCUCUGCAGGCGAGGACGCCGGGGAGGCGCGGGCGCUGUACGAGCGGGUGCGCAUCCUGUGCUGGGUGAUGACGGGGCCCCGCACCCUGGAGACCAAGGCCCGGCACGUGCGGGCCACCUGGGCACGCCACUGCAACGUGGCCCUCUUCAUGAGCUCGGAGGUGGACGAGCGCUUCCCCGCCGUGGGGCUGCCCGUCCAGGAGGGCCGCCACCAGCUCUACUGGAAGACCAUCCGCGCCUUCCAGUACGUGCACCGGCACCACCUGGGCCAGGCCGACUGGUUCCUCAAGGCGGACGACGACACCUUCCUGGUGGUGGCCAACCUGCGCUGGCUGCUGGCCGGCCGCUCCCCCGAGCGCCCCAUCUACUUCGGCAAGCGCUUCAAGCCCUUCGUCAAGCAGGGCUACAUGAGCGGCGGGGCGGGCUACGUGCUCAGCAAGGAGGCCCUGCGGCGCUUGGUGGCCGCCUUCGCCUCCCGCACCUGCACCCACACCAGCGCCGUGGAGGACCUGGCCCUGGGCCAGUGCCUGGAGAAGGUGGGGGUGGAGGCGGGCGACUCGCGGGACACGUGGGGCCGCGAGACCUUCCACCCCUUCCCCCCCGAGUCCCACCUCACUGACAAGUUCUCCCAGAGCUUCUGGUACUGGAGCUACUGCUAUUACCCCAUCGUGGAGGUACGUGGCGCCUCCCGGGGCUCCCACCCGUCGAUGUUCCCCUUUCAUCCUGCCCACGUGGGCAGGGGCAGCUGCCAGGGCCCUGAGGUGGCCACAGUCCCCCCAUGCAUGGCUACGGUCUCCCCAGUCAUGGCCGUGGUCCUCCAUGCAUGGCCGUGA